Panicum virgatum (switchgrass) is the source of this 903-nucleotide messenger RNA. Its product is annotated as pseudo histidine-containing phosphotransfer protein 5-like. NCBI's taxonomy places the organism in Eukaryota, Viridiplantae, Streptophyta, Magnoliopsida, Poales, Poaceae. Gene Ontology annotation, biological process: phosphorelay signal transduction system; cytokinin-activated signaling pathway; phosphorylation. The transcript is spliced from 6 exons. Bases 117 to 572 code for a protein of 151 amino acids. Gene Ontology annotation, cellular component: cytoplasm; nucleus. Gene Ontology annotation, molecular function: protein histidine kinase binding; histidine phosphotransfer kinase activity. The record is from RefSeq and is a predicted model, not a curated record.
GCUCGACUUUCUAUAUCUCGUAGUUCCCACCUGUUAUAUUGUGUUGUGACUUGUGAAGUGUGUUCCUAUCUAUAUCAUCUUCGCCUUGCCACCUUUUUCCUAGUUCAUUCAUACAAAUGGAUUAUUCUAAUUUGCGACGCCAAGCCGCAUCCAUGAAAAAGAGUCUCUUUGAUCAGGGGUACCUAGAUGAGCAAUUUUGUCAGGUGGAAGACUUGCAGGAUGAUGCUAGUCCUAAUUUUGCUGAAGAGGUCGUUACUUUGUUUUUCAAGGACUCUGCCAGGCUAAUAUCCAACAUUGAGCAAGCACUGGAAAAAUACCCCAAAGAUUUCAACAAGUGGGAUGCAUACAUGCAGCAACUAAAAGGCAGCUGCUCCAGCAUUGGUGCUUCAAGGAUGAACAGUGAGUGCAUGUCAUUCAGGGAUUAUUGCGGGCAAGGAAAUGCAGAAGGUUGUAUGAAAUCUUUUCAGAAAGUGAAGAUGGAGCAUGGUGUCCUGAGGCAGAAACUAGAAGCCUAUUUUCAGCUGCUGCGACAAGCCGGUCCCGCCGGAGCUGCCAGCAGGCCUGCUAUGUAAGAACGGAGCCUUGGCCCUUGCCAUUCUACAAGUUGCAGUAAAUGGACUAUGGCGCAAGAAGAUUGCCUGGACAUAGGUUUCCGGCUGCCACAACUAUCUGGCCCUGCUGCUGACUAGGGGCCAGCGUAAAUGAAACAAACAAGAGAUGCUACGCAUGUGGUAUAACCGAAAUAAGAAUAGAUUGUCAUUUCCAAAAGAGAGAGAGAGAGAGAGAGAGAGAAAAGGACAGAAAGAGGAAAGGAGGAUAAGAGAUGAGAAACCUAUGUAAGUCUACACGAAAGAUGAUAGUAACAUAACGGUGGAAUAAGACUACAAAGAGUAUUGCGCUCUC